Aspergillus bombycis is the source of this 234-nucleotide messenger RNA. RefSeq lists its product as uncharacterized. The coding region runs from base 1 to 234 and encodes 77 amino acids. Lineage: Eukaryota; Fungi; Ascomycota; Eurotiomycetes; Eurotiales; Aspergillaceae. The transcript has 2 exons. The record is from RefSeq and is a predicted model, not a curated record.
AUGGCAGGACGCUUACCACGAGGGAACGUGCCCACAAGUUACAACAGCAACAUGCAGAUCAAGUCCAUCUUCGUCGUCCUCACCGGCCUGAUGGCCUUUGCCGCAGCCGCUCCAGCGGAACCGGAAGCCAGAGACACCGCGGGCGUCAAGCCAGAAAGUCCUGGACCGCGAAAGGUGGCUGCAAGACAGACUGGGCCGGUCGUUGCAACGCACAGUGCAUCGGUGAAGGUGUGA